AUGUGGGCUCUGCGCUUUAAGGUUCACAUCUGGAGAACACCUCUGGCCCGCUCCGCCCUGCUCUACCGGUCUGCACUGCGCAGCGGCGGAGGCCUGCCACGGAGAGUGUUUUGGUCAAUGACGGGGUCCACGUGGAAGAGCAGAGCCGCUGUCGUGUCACUGAGUUUGCGCAGGCAGACUGACGUUGCGCUCCUCUCUCCGGGUUUUCCGUCACGCCACGUCCUCACCGACGGAUCCGACCCCGGUAGUGCGGGAGGAGCGAUGCAAUGUGGGCCCAGUGAGCCUCACACCGGUUACAUCACAAGCACAGCUGUAGGAGAUAGACCUGCAGGGUUCCUCCUCAAUAUCUGGAGGCAUAAAGUGGCAGCUCCAGACUUAUUGGACCCUAAAUCCGCCACUCACAACAGCAAGCCCCGCCUCUCCUUCUCCACAAAGCCAAUCACACUGUCUCCCCGAGAGGAGAGCGAGGUGGUUGCCACAGUGAUGAAGUGGAAGACGGUGACGGCCAUAUUUCUUUUGGUGGUUCUCUACCUGGUGAUGGGGGCGGCAGUCUUCAGAACCCUGGAGCAGCCUCACGAGAGUGCCCAGUGUUUGGCCAUCCUGACCCAGAAGCUGGAGUUCCUGUCCAGACACUCCUGUGUCAACGAGAGCCAGCUGGAGGAGCUGGUUAAGCAAGUUGUGUCUGCUAUUCGUUCAGGGGUGAACCCUGCAGGGACUCUGACCAACCACAGCAGCCUCUGGGACCUGAGCUCCGCCUUUUUCUUUGCUGGGACUGUCAUCACAACCAUCGGUUUUGGGAACAGCUCUCCCCACACAGAAGGAGGAAGGAUCUUCUGCAUCAUCUACGCGUUGCUAGGGAUACCUCUUUUCGGCUUCCUUUUGGCUGGAGUAGGAGAUCAGCUCGGCACCAUAUUCGGCAAGGGCAUCGCCAGAGUGGAGAAAAUGUUUGUGCAUUGGGACAUCAGUCAGACAAAGAUCCGGGUCAUCUCCACCCUGCUGUUUGUGCUGUUUGGCUGCCUGCUGUUUGUGGCGCUCCCAGCGGCCAUCUUUAAACACAUCGAGGGUUGGUCUGCGCUGGAGUCCCUUUACUUUGUGGUCAUCACCCUGACUACCAUAGGUUUUGGAGACUUUGUGGCAGGUGGUUCAGAUAUAGAGUACUUAGAUUACUAUAAACCAGUUGUAUGGUUCUGGAUCCUGGUGGGACUAGCCUACUUUGCUGCCAUCCUCAGCAUGAUAGGAGACUGGCUCAGAGUCAUCUCCAAGAAGACCAAAGAAGAGGUAGGAGAGAUCCGAGCUCAUGCUGCAGAGUGGACGGCUAAUGUCUCCGCGGAGUUCAAAGAAACACGCCGACGUGUUAGCGUUGAGAUCUACGAUAAGUUCCAGCGAGCUGCCUCAAUUAAACGCAAACUGUCCACUGAUUUAGGAUUCAGCCCUGGCCCUGAGUUUACACUGCCCAAGAGGGCCGCGUCGAUCAACCUCAACGAUGAACUGGACAGGAACGAGAGGGAGGCUGGACUGCAGGGCCUGAUGACACCGCUGGCUAGAAACGGCGGUUUGUACAUGAGCGGUUUGGACCCAGAGAGAGGAGACAUCUCAGUCAUUGAACACCUCAACUAG
Messenger RNA from Anoplopoma fimbria (sablefish), 1617 nucleotides. It is a transcript of the gene kcnk2a, whose product is annotated as potassium channel, subfamily K, member 2a. Gene Ontology annotation, biological process: stabilization of membrane potential; potassium ion transmembrane transport. The transcript has 9 exons. NCBI's taxonomy places the organism in Eukaryota, Metazoa, Chordata, Actinopteri, Perciformes, Anoplopomatidae. The coding region runs from base 1 to 1617 and encodes 538 amino acids. Gene Ontology annotation, molecular function: outward rectifier potassium channel activity; potassium ion leak channel activity. Gene Ontology annotation, cellular component: membrane. The record is from RefSeq and is a predicted model, not a curated record.